CCACGCCUUCCUCCCCACCCUUGUCUUUACUGUGUACUGAGUUUGUACUUUCACAAAAGGAACACACCAUUUGCUUGUGGAGAAAGUUUGAAAAAAAAAUACCAGGUGUUUUAACCGAGGGCUAAAUUGUUUGUUUUAUGUGCUUAUCAUAAGAAAAGUUGGGUUUUAUUUUCUUAUUUCAAAUGGAAAAAAUAAUAAUUUGGUGAGCAUCGUAUUGACGCAAACGUAAGCGAUUUAAGCGGACAAGGCACCUUCGAGGCCUCUAAGACCACACUACUAAGAACCUCGGCGUCGAGUGAAGCGGUAGGGAGUUUAAAGCGGUUGCAAAACUUCGAACUAAUUUUGUUCUGAAUGAGCUUUAUUACAUCACAGUGGCUUUGCGCAGAUUUUUAUCUUGUAAAUUCCAUUCUCGCACUAAUCAAAUUCACUUGUGAUACAAAGACUUGCUGCGUGAUAGACUAGGAUAAAGGCUUUAGAAGAAUAAACUUCUCCACUGUAACAAUAACAAAGAGGCUUUUUAACAGGCUGGUAAAGGGGGGUAUGGAUCACGUUUUACGGACCGGGCAAAAUGACUUUUCACGUUUCAGGGACCGAAAAAUGGCCUUUUAAAUCGUUGAAUCACGUAUCACCGACGUGGAAAUGGACGAUUUCACGUUUCUCGUAGGGCAAAAAAUGACCAAAUCUCGUUUCACGAAAAUACCAUUUUACCAUGUUUUUAUGGUCCACCUAAAUUUCGAUGUGCUAGCAGUUUCCGGCUAAUGCUCGCGCAAUUUUAUCAGUCAUGCUCGCAUUGUAUUUUUCGAUGUUCUCGCUGCUUGAUUUAUUCAAAAACUAAAAAGGAUCGGUCCCGCAUAAAAAACGGGCUACUCGCAAGCUCCUUUUGACGGUAUAUUAAAUUGAUUUUCGGCACCUAUCUCAUAGUAGUUGGAGACUACUAUGAUAUAUACAGAUCCGUAUGGUUGCACUAACUUGCUCAGGCGGAACGGACAGUAACUCAAUAGCGCUAUAUUGGCUCAGCUGUCGAACUGUGGGGAAAAACAACCGUGUGUGACUUGGAUUCGCCACCUGUCAGAUAAAAAAAACUUUGCAUGAAAAUAUAUUACAAAUAACUGAAAAAGCAGCACGAAGAAUGUAGAACUAUUUUACUGAAAUCUAGAUCUGUAUUUUAUUUUGCUUUUGUAAUUGAUCGUGCUUACUCCCGAGGGGUUACGUUUUAUUGGUUUGGAUUAUAAAAAGAUUCAGUAAACCGUGAACACUAGAAACAAUCAUGCAUUAUUGAAUAGAUUUACUCAAACACGUCAAGUUUUACUCGAUAUAUCUUCCCAUAUUCUCUUGCCUGAUCAUGUCGGCUUUAAUUACAAUACAAUAAUCUUUAUUUAUUGAAGGUCUGGAAGGGAAUCAUCAAAGAAGAGAAAAGGUUUGAGUGAAGUUAUUUGAGAUACGAAUGGCUUGUGCUCGGGUAUGCCACAGAUUAACGAGGCGAAGAGCAAAGGUAGACAUUACUGGUGAAUCCCAAUUUGUGCGAUGUCUUUCGACCAUCGACUUAACAUCCAUUGGUAUCGGUACAGUGGUAGGGGCUGGACUUUACGUUGUUACAGGACAAUUAGCAAGGGACGUGGCCGGACCUGCCGUUAUUUUGUCCUUUGCCUUUGCUGCCGUCUCCGCGCUCUUGUCAGGGAUAUGUUAUGCGGAGUUUGGCUGCCGGAUUCCAAAAGCAGGAUCUGCGUAUGUGUACACUUACGUCUGCCUUGGAGAGAUAUGGGCUUUCAUUGUGGGCUGGAAUAUGAUUCUAGAAUACAUCAUCGCUGCGGCAAGUUUAUCAAGAGCUUGUAGUGAAUACAUAAACUCUUUAUCUGGUGGCAAAAUUUACCAGUUCUUUAUUCAUAAAAUUGGAUCUUGGAAACACCCAGGAGUUGCAAGAUUCCCCGAUUUUCUUGCGGUCUUUCUUGCUGUAUUGAUUACGAUAAUUGUGUCUUCGGGGACAAGACAAGCUUCUAUCCUCAACAAGGCUGUCACCUUUGUCAAUUUAUCCGUGGUGGUAUUCGUCAUUUGUGUCGGAUUCUACUUUGCAGACACCAGCAACUGGUCAACAUUGGAGAAGUUCGCACCAUAUGGAUAUGAAGGCGUCAUAGCUGCCGCAGGAAGCUGCUUCUUCGCGUUUGUCGGUUUCGACGUUAUUGGGACUGCAGGUGAAGAGACGAAAAACCCCAAGAAGGCAAUCCCAUUGGCACUCAUGUUGACUAUCCUUGUCAGCUUUCUUGCGUACUUUGGGGUAUCUACUGUGUUAACGCUCAUGGUGCCUUCUCACACUCUCAACGAGUUUGCUCCCUUGGCUGAGGCAUUCGCGCAAAAGGGAUUCGGUCUUGCCAAGAUCAUCAUCUCGGUUGGCGCUAUCUUUGCUACGAUUGGCUGUCUGCUCAGCGUAUCGUUUGCUGCUCCUCGCGUAGUCUGCUCCAUGGCGGAUGACGGCUUGCUAUUCCGAUGGCUAGCUAAGAUCAAUGGCAUCACGCAUGUGCCAGUAAGAGCGGUGCUGGCAUGUAGUAUCGUGGUCGCCGCACUAACGCUUAUCAUGGAGCUGAAACAGCUGGUGGAAAUGCUGUCAAUCGGGACUCUAGUCGCGUAUACUAUGGUCGCCAUCGCGGUUUUGCUAACGAGGUACCAGUGCAAUGUGGAAAGUGUGUAUUUUGACCUUAACCAAGACAACGAGGAAGCUAACAAAGAGACAUUUUGCGGCUCCAUUUGCCGAUGUUUCCGAAAAUCCGAUGAUCAGUACAAGCUCAUUACAGAAGAAGAAGAAGAAGAAGAAAAACCUCUACCAGAUCCCGCAGAGGACACUCCUAAGAAAAUGAUUCCCACUUAUGAGUCAAGUUUCCAUGCUACCUUGGUCACCCUCGUGUUAACCGUCGCUAUAGCAACAUUGUCAAUCAUGCUCACGGCUGGGCGUAAUGCACUGGCGGCGUACCAAUCGUGGGCGGUCCUGUGCUUGUGUGCUAGCUGUAUUGUGAUCGUGGUUGCGAUGGUGUGCUUUUACAAGCUUCCAAGAAAUAGUGCCACCUUCCCAUUUACCGUGCCAUGCGUGCCCUUGAUUCCGGUGAUGACUAUUUUUUCUAACACUUUGCUGAUGGUUAGUCUGAACCACUGGACGUAUGUGCGCUUUGCUGUUUGGAUGUCUUUAGGUGCACUGAUUUACAUGUUCUAUGGUUAUUGGCACAGCUCUCUCGACUCGGACCAAGGCGAAGUCAUGGAAAGCGGAGACGAUAUUGCUGACUAGGCUUGAGCGCUUGAAAGUGUUAAAACAAGCGGCAAGGACCAUAUAUAUGAUAGGCAUUUCUUGCGUUACGGCCAUAAGCAUAACCCCGUUCCUAUUCCAGGCGGCAUAUAAAUUUUAAAAGAGGUAUCUGUAUUGAAUAAAUACAAAUGAAAAUAUCCGGAAAUAGGUGAGCAAGGAAUAUGGAAUUGUAAUUAGUACAGUGAAAAAACAAAAAUCGAGAACAUGGCCGAGAAUCGAACCUCGUUCGUAUCCGGUAAAUUUAGAAAAAAAAAUAUACCGUAUGGCAGCAUCAAGGUUUUAUGCAUAAAAGUAUAUCUGUAUCAAAUAAAUACAAAUUAAAAUAUAUCUGGAAAGAGAUGA
This is a messenger RNA of Nematostella vectensis (starlet sea anemone), 3631 nucleotides long. Its product is annotated as high affinity cationic amino acid transporter 1. The record is from RefSeq and is a predicted model, not a curated record. Gene Ontology annotation, biological process: transmembrane transport; amino acid transport. Gene Ontology annotation, cellular component: plasma membrane. NCBI's taxonomy places the organism in Eukaryota, Metazoa, Cnidaria, Anthozoa, Actiniaria, Edwardsiidae. Bases 1445 to 3271 code for a protein of 608 amino acids. The transcript is spliced from 2 exons. Gene Ontology annotation, molecular function: amino acid transmembrane transporter activity.